AUGUUCGCAGACAGAGGCUACGUGAUUCCCAAUUCUUAUCCGUUCAAUGUGGACUGGAUGAAUACCUGGUGGACGGAGAGGUCGCUCAUCUCCACGGCGCUCCUUUAUACGAAACUCUGCGUCGGCGCUGGACACAAGGCGGGUCUUGAAUCUCGCAGCGGUGUUUCUUCGGAAGCAAGCCGAAAGUCUCUCGGAGAUUGCAUCAAAUUUCGGACAAGCGCCAUCAGGGCCUUGAAUGAUUUACUGCAGGAUCCCGUCACUGCGGUGGCGGAGUCGACCGUGUUGACUGUUGCUUCAAUCGUCACCAUCGAGAAUAUCAAUGCCGAAUUUGCGGCUCUGCGGACACAUAUGAAAGGCCUGGCUACACUCAUAGAAAUCGCCGGUGGUCUUGAUGUAUUCGAGUACAUGACACUUUCCAGCGUCUACCAUGCUGUCGCCGGAUAUGCUGCCCUGCAGCACAAACCGCCGGUGAUCCCGAUGUCGGCAAAAUUUCGCGGCGAGGUCGUUCGCGAGUCCGCCAUUUUCCAUCCACAGCCGGAUGACAAGGACACCGUCGGCUUCGUAAUCCCACCCUCUAUCGCUACUCUCGGCUCUCGCUUCGCUGCUUGUUCCCCUUGGUAUACAGAGAUCUCUCCCUCUCUCAAGGACCACCUCGGGAUCUUUACCAGACUCAUCCAGCACUUCGAACUGGGCAAAGCACACCCCGAAAUCGUAGGACCCACCGACAACGAUCUCUUCCCCAUCUUUCAACACGACUUCCUCUCCACGAUUCCUGCCCCUAGUUCACCGUCACGCAAGAUCCACGACUAUAUCAAUCCGCCUCUCCGCUACUCCGUCAUCAUCUACUUGUGGGCCUGUGUCUCGCAUCUCCAAUCGCUGCCCAUCGUGCGCCACAUGGUAGAAGCCUUUAAGCACAUUCUUGCUCCCCGAAUUCCAGACCUCCUGGACGCCGCGCCUGACUUGCUCUUUUGGAUGCUUGUUCUGGGGGUGACGGCAUCCAAGAGAAACACCGACUCCCACGCGUGGUUUGUCCUUCACUCUGCGCGAGUGGCGCGGCGUCUGGGCCUCCGCGACAGGACCCAGUCACGACAGCUGCUCGGGGAGUUUUUUUAUACUGAUCUUUGUGAGAAUCCGGGGAAGGAUUGUACCUGGAGGAAGUGCUGGCGGCGAGUGCACGUUCAUGUCGGAGUGAUGAUUCCGGUUCUGAAUGUAUAG
Messenger RNA from Penicillium oxalicum, 1215 nucleotides. RefSeq lists its product as uncharacterized. The record is from RefSeq and is a predicted model, not a curated record. NCBI's taxonomy places the organism in Eukaryota, Fungi, Ascomycota, Eurotiomycetes, Eurotiales, Aspergillaceae. The transcript has 3 exons. The coding region runs from base 1 to 1215 and encodes 404 amino acids.